GAAAGGAGCAGCACAAUCUGCUCCAUUCAGCUUUCAGCCCCGUGGAAGAUGACUGCGACGACCUGUCCCAACAACGUGGAAAAACUCUCAAAUGCUAAAGACGAACGAAAGUUAAGGAAACCCCUCAUCGAAAGAAAACGACGAGAGCGGAUCAACAACUGCCUCGAUCAGUUGAAAGAAACUAUAGUGGGUGCGUUCCGGCUCGACCAGUCCAAACUCGAAAAGGCAGAUAUCCUCGAGAUGACUGUGAAACAUCUCCAGAACGUUCAAAGCAACAGACUGAUGGCGGAUGCCAAGCUCGGUGUGGAAGCCCAGCAGAGGUACAGUGCCGGGUACAUACAGUGCAUGCACGAAGUCCACAACUUGCUGCUAACCUGCGACUGGAUGGACAAAACCGUGGGAGCGCGUUUGCUGAACCAUUUGCUGAAGUCUCUGCCUCGGUCCAGUGAGGAUUCUCGCCGGACGGGACCCCCUCCCACCCUCCAGCCCUCUCAGACCCCGGUCACUCAGACUGCCCCGGGAGCUGGCGAUGCGUUACCCCACUCGUCUCCAGACAGAAUCGGCUCCGACCGUGGAUGUAAAGUGCUCGGGGGCGAUCGGGGACCAUUUCUGAGCCCCGCAGCAAAUCCUCAGCCACCAGACAGCUCGGGAGACCCGUCUGUGAUGGACCACACGGGCACAGCGUCUUCGGACGUGUGGAGACCCUGGUGACGGGGAUUGCACUCGCUCUCCAGAUGUUCGACUCUUCCUUAUGUAUCUCAUAGAUAUGCUUCUCGAAACACUUCCAGGACAAGUCGUGUCCUCCCAUGUGGUGCUUAAAAAAAAAUCACAGAGUACUUCACGCUGAAGGGUUCUUAUCCGUAGCCUAUAUUGUAGGAGGCGUUUAUUUUGUUGUAUUCAAUGAAAUACAUUCUAAUUUAUUUGAUAGAGAUGC
Molecule: messenger RNA, 934 nt
Organism: Callorhinchus milii (elephant shark)
Lineage: Eukaryota; Metazoa; Chordata; Chondrichthyes; Chimaeriformes; Callorhinchidae
Gene: her8.2
Product: hairy-related 8.2
Exons: 4
Coding region: 49-711 (220 amino acids)
Biological process (GO): regulation of neurogenesis; anterior/posterior pattern specification; regulation of transcription by RNA polymerase II
Cellular component (GO): nucleus
Molecular function (GO): protein dimerization activity; DNA-binding transcription factor activity, RNA polymerase II-specific; RNA polymerase II cis-regulatory region sequence-specific DNA binding
Source: RefSeq, a predicted model, not a curated record